AUGUACAAACCACAGUACGAAUACAACAAAGGCUGUUAUUCAAUCUUGAUGGAAAUCAAGGACAAAUUCGAGUUCGAAAAGCCCCAGCCUUUGAGGGGAUCUGCCCACUACAGAAACAAAAACAAGUAUUGUCAUUACCACAAGGAUAUAGGGCAUGACACGAAUGAACGCAAUAAUCUGAAAAGGUUUUUGGAUAAGCAGGGCGAGAAGGGCAUGCUAAAAUCGUACGUUCUGAAGUCAAGAUUCACCUACUCUCGUACGGACAACAAGUCUGAGAAGAAGAAGGAAAAGAAAAACGAUGAUGAAGAUGGGAAUAGCACAAACUCAAGGUUUGUGGCCAUCAUCUCAGGCGGCAUUGCUGCAGGCGGCCUAACCAUGAAAGGAAUUAAACAGGAUAUCCGACAAUCCGCAAAGCUCAUGCAUGCGGAGAAUGUCAAGGUGGAGCCAUUCCUAGAGGUGACUGUUUGCGAGGCAAACCGAGGCAAAAUUAGAACUCCCCAUUAUGAUCCAAUGGUAUUCAUUUUGAAGGUGGCCAAUUUGAAGGUUAGACGAGUGCUAAUAGACACCGGCAGCUCAUCCGACAUAAUCAGCUUAGCUUAUCUGAAAAUUUUGAAGUUUUCAGAAGAUGCGUUAAAGGAUAUCUCCCAUUCACUGGUUGGGUUUGGUGAGAGCAUUAUCCACUCAGUAGGCCGGAUAGAUUUGCCAGUCCGGUUUGGGUCAAAGAGAGAAGGAAGGGACAUGGUCUUCCGCUUCUUAGUUGUCAAAGAGCUUACAGGCUAUAAUAUCAUCAUCAGUCGUCCGACCUUGAACUCAGCGAAGGCUGUAACUGUCCCUCAUUUAAUGCUAAUGAAGUUCGAGUGGUCGGAUGGGAAGAUAAGCUUCAUUUAA
Chenopodium quinoa (quinoa) is the source of this 888-nucleotide messenger RNA. RefSeq lists its product as uncharacterized. The record is from RefSeq and is a predicted model, not a curated record. The transcript has a single exon. NCBI's taxonomy places the organism in Eukaryota, Viridiplantae, Streptophyta, Magnoliopsida, Caryophyllales, Amaranthaceae. The coding region runs from base 1 to 888 and encodes 295 amino acids.